UAAUAAAAAAUACAUGCACUUGCAUCAACUUCAUAAAUAAACCAAGUCUACUAGCACGCAACAUCAAAAACCGCACUCGCUUACACAAACAAGAGUGAGUGAGUACACUUUGAUAUCUCAAAUUGAAGUAGAGAGCAAUCUUGGUAAUCACACUUACUCUCUUAAAUACACACUUGUUUAGCUCUUGACAUAUUACCACCAGCUCAAAGUUCUAUAAGCUAGCAAAGGGGUGCCAUGGAUUCUAUCAUUUCAAUUGCAGCUAAAAUUUCUGAAUUUACGGUUGCACCUAUUGGACAACAAUUUGGUUACAUAAUAUAUUACAAGGGCAACCUUUUAAGGGUGACAGCCGCUAUCCAAAAUCUGGAGGGAUUAAAAGACAGUGUGCAACACACUGUUGAUGAGGCUAGACGGAAUGGAGAAGAGAUUGAAAAUAUCGUCCAGAACUGGCUGAACAAAGUAAACUACACCAUUGCUGAGGCCAAGAAACUUAUUGACACAGAAGGCCAUGCAAAAGCUCAAUGUUCCAUGGGACACUUCCCUAAUCUGUACACAAGGCACCAACUUAGCAAGAAGACCAAAAAGGCAAUACAAGAGAUUUCUGAUGUCCUAGAAGAAGGAAAAUUUGAGAGAAUUUCUUACCGCACUGCUUCUCAAGUCACAGUCACACCGUUCGGGAGAAGUUAUGAAGCCCUGGACUCUAGGACAUCAAUGUUGAAUGAGAUUAUGCUGGUAUUGAAGGAUCCUAACAUCUUCGUUAUUGGGGUCUAUGGGAUGGGUGGAGUGGGGAAGACAACACUAGUGAAAGAGUUAGCUUGGCAAGCUGAGAAUGAUGGGUCGUUUAGUGCUGUAGUCAUGGCUACUAUCACUGAUUCUCCAGAUGUGGAAAAAAUUCAAGGCCAAAUUGCUGAUGCGUUGGAUCUAACUUUUAACAAGGAAACCAAAGAAGGAAGAGCAACACAAUUACGGGAAAGGAUAACCAAGGAGAAGAGUAUUCUUGUUAUUCUGGAUGACAUUUGGGGGAGACUUGAUUUGGCAGAUCUGGGGGUUCCUUUUGGUAAUGAUCACAAAGGAUGCAAGUUGGUGGUUUCAUCCAGAGAUCUUAAUGUCUUGAACCGUGAGAUUGGCACUCAAAAAGAAUUUAGACUUGAAGUUUUAUUUGAGGAUGAUAGUUGGAAAUUAUUUGAGAAAAUGGCAGGUGAUGUUGUUCAAGAAUUCAAUAUAAAGCCAAUUGCAGAAAAAGUGGCCAAAUGUUGUUCUGGUUUGCCCCUUUUGAUAGUUACAGUGGCAAAGGCUUUGAGGAAAAAACAUGUCUCUGCUUGGAAGGAUGCCUUAAAUGAAUUAGAGAGAUUUGAUGAAGAAGGGUUGCAUAAGAAAGUUUACUCUACUCUUGAAUUGAGUUAUAAUUGUUUAGAGAAUGAGGAACUAAAAUUGCUAUUCUUAUUCAUUGGUUCAUCUGGAGUAAACGAUGUCCACACUGGAGAACUAUUUUCAUGUUCAUGGGGAUUUGGCUUAUAUAAACAUGCUCGCACAUUGACAGAUGCAAGAAACAGAUGCUACAAAUUAAUAAAUGAUCUCAAGGCCUCUUCAUUGUUACUUGAGUCUGAAGCCGAAUUAGUUAGCAUGCAUGAUGUUGUUAGAGAGGUGGCUAAAUCAAUUGCAUCUAGGCUUCAUCUUUUCUAUGGCGUGCAAAGGUAUACUGUACUGAAAAAAUGGCCAAAGAUAGAUCGGCUUCAAAACUUAGAUGCAAUUGUUGUGCCUUGGUCUUAUAUUCACGAGCUUCCUGAAAAGUUAGAUUGCCCAGAAUUGAAACUACUUGUACUUCAAACUAUAGGUGACCAUAUGAAAAUUCCCGAUGAGUUUUUUUCUGUGAUGAGAGAACUGAAGGUUCUUGAAUUAUAUGGGAUGAUGUUGACACCUUCUCCACCUCCUUCCCUCCGUCUCUUGACAAACAUUCAAUCAUUGGCCCUUACUGGAUGUGUGUUAGGUGACAUUUCAAUAGUUGCAGAGCUGAAAAGUUUAGAGAUUCUCAGCCUUGAAAAAUCUGAUAUUACUGACCUUCCAAAAGAAAUCGGACAACUUGCUAAUCUUCGGAUGCUGAAUCUGACAAACUGCUCUCAACUCAGAUUCAUUCCUGCAAAUCUUAUUUCAAGCUUGAAGUGCCUGGAAGAGUUGUACAUGGGAAAUUGUUUUAUCCAAUGGAACGUCAAGGGAAACAAUGAUGAAAGCAACAAUGCAAGUCUAGAGGAGCUAAGUAAUUUGUCUCAUCUAACUACUUUAGACAUAAUGAUUCAAGAUGCUUCAGUUUGGCCAAUGGACUUGCAGGUCUUUGAAAAACUUGAAAGAUACAACAUCUUUGUUGGUGAUAUAUGGAAAUGGUCUUUGUUUAUGGCUGGAGGUGCAUCUGAAUCAUCAAGAACACUUAAGCUCAUGGAGAGAGGGAGUUCAAGCAUUAUUUUGGAUCACGGAUUUAACUUCUUGUUGAAUUCAGCUGAGGACAUGUGCCUAGCCAGAUUACAGUGUGGUAGAGAUGUCCUUUCAGAACUAAACACAGAAGGCUUUCCACAAUUAAAGCACCUGUGCAUCCAAGACAGUGCUGAACUGAAGUUCAUCAUUAACUCAAUGAGGUGGAUUCAUACCUAUCCUGCUUUCCUCAGCUUAGAGACUUUGGUUCUUCAAAAUCUGUUUAAUCUGGAAAAAAUUUGUCAUGGCCCAAUUCCAAUUCAAUCUCUUACCAGAUUAAAAUCUAUUGAAGUCAAAGGUUGUGAAAAGUUGAAGCAUCUGUUUUGGUAUUCCCUCGUUAGUGACCUUCCUCAACUUCUUGAAAUAAAAAUUUCUGAUUGCAAAAUGAUUACAGAAAUAAUAGCUGUGCAAACAUCGGAAGCUAAUACAGAGAUCAACAAGAUUCUGUUCCCCAAGUUGCGUUCUCUUGAACUUGAACGUUUGCCCAGUCUCAUUAGUUUCUGUUCUGUGCCUUUGACAGCUGCACAAUGCACACCUUUGGCACUAAUUGAUAAAAAGGUUGGGAUGCCCCAUCUUGAACUCUUGGAGCUGUCUAAUAUCACCUCUAGGAGAUUGUGGGAUGACAACUUUCCAGGUCAUUCUUGCAUUCAAAACUUGAGGAGUUUGACGAUUGACAAAUGUGGUAGCAUAGCUUACACAUUUUCGUCCUCAGUGGCUAGAGAACUUGUAAACCUGCAAUAUCUUGGCAUUAAUAAUUGCCUGAUGUUGGAAGAGAUAUUUGUCUCCGAUGGAAAUUUGGGCAGUGUAACUUCAACUCAGAAACCAUUUUCUGAUGAUGAGGUUAUAUUUCCAAACUUGGAGACAUUGGAAAUCUCCCACGUGAAACACUUGAAGUCAGUUUGGCCCAAUCAACUAGCUCCAAAUUCCUUCUGCAAACUAAAGCAGUUGAAAAUUGAAUCCUGCCAUAAGUUAUCAAAUGUAUUUCCAUCUUAUGUUCUUGAUAAAUUACAGAAUCUGGAGAGAUUGACUAUAAGUGAUUGUCCUGCACUAGAAGUAGUAUUUGAAGCACAAGGUCUAAAAGCAGACGGGAGUAGACAGAUGAGGCUGGAUAUGAAAUUGAGAACUCUCACUUUGAAAAAUUUACCAUCGCUGAAACAUAUAUGGAAUGGGAAUCCUAAUGAAACCUUCAACUUUCAAAACCUCUGCCUCUUGAAAGUUACUGAAUGCGACAUCCUUAAUCAUAUUUUUCCUCUCUCUGUGGCUAAAGAGCUUCAACAUCUCCAAGGGAUUCAUAUCAAAGAAUGUGGCGUAGAGAUUAUUGUGGCUCAUGAUGAAAUAGCAGACACAAUUCCAAUGUUUAUUUUCCCAAAACUAACGUCUCUAUGUUUUCGAGAGUUGCCACAACUUCGAAGCUUCUACCGUGUAUCACAUACCUUGGAUUGUCCUGUAUUAAAAGAUGUGGAUGUGUUUCAUUGCGACGAACUCCCACUAUUUAAGCCAAAGGCUCUAAAUAACCGAGAUAAUGUCCCAGUUGAUACACUACCCCUUCUGUCAAUUGAAAAGGUUGCUACCAAUACAGGGGAGCUUAUUCUGAAUUGCAAGGAUGUCACCAUGUUAUGCAGCGGUGAACUUAAUGAUGGGCCUAUCUACAAAGUGAAAGCUCUUCGCUUGCGAUGUUUUCAUGAUGAAUCUGUCAAAUUUUCAACUGGUUUCCUUCAAAGAUUUAUCAAUCUCAAAAACCUUAAGGUGACAUGUAGUUCCUUCACAUAUAUAUUUUCGAGUGGAAGCGAAUGGACUGGACAUUCUGAAACAAUUAUGAAGUUGGAAAGUUUAGAACUCAUUAAGUUACAAAACCUCGAAUUUAUAUGUGAAGAGAAUUUUGAGGUGCACCCUGUUCUUCAAGAUAUUGAAAGAUUGGUAGUAAAUUCAUGCUCUAGACUAAAGAAUAUAUUUCCGUCGUCAUUUCUAUUUGAGAAUUUACAGAAAUUGGUGGUGGGCCAUUGUGCUGGAUUGGAAAGUAUUAUGAAACCAUCAACAGCUAGAAGUUUACAAAAUCUUAAAGAAUUAUACAUACAUUGUUGUGGAAAGAUUGAAGAAAUAGUAGCAAGUGAUGAUGAGAAUGAUGCUUCUGAGCUAAUUUUUAUGAAAUUGGAGUUUUUGCAACUGAGUAAUUUACCAACGCUAAGAAGUUUUUGCAAGGGAAAACAUGGCUUCAAAUUUCCACUACUGCCGAAGUUAUUUGUAAUAAAUUGUCCCAUGAUGGAAACUUUCUCACAUGGAGUGUUGAAUGCACCUAAGCUUCGAGCAGUACAUGUGAAGAGACAAGGUGAAUGUCAUUGGAAUGGUGACAUUAAUACUACUAUAAGAAAAUUUGCUGCGAAAAAAGAACUCUAAGGAUGAAUGAGUUUGUCCUCAAAAUUUGAAUGAAGGCUCAAGUCGAUAAUUCCUCGCAACCACCUGGGUGUAUCGACAUGUUUUGGGUGUGAGGUUAAUCGCUAAUGGCACAAAGCGUUUACAACCAUCAUGGUGUAUCGCGUUUUUGAGAUUGAAUGAGUGGAUUUUAAUGGCAGCUACUUCAGAAGUUACUAUGAGUGUCGCUUUCUACAUUUCUAGUUUUGUUACUAUGCAUUGAUUUGUUCAUAAGCGUUCUCCUGGAUGCAUGUAGAGUGUCUCUACAGAACCUACUUGUUUAUUUGCUUGUCUGGUAUUUUACAGCAGAAUACAUAACCUAUGUAUGAAUACACUAUUUGUCUCAUUACUAAUUUUAGUCUCGAGAGAUAUGCAAAUAUACCUGUAGUUUUAAUAAA
Medicago truncatula (barrel medic) is the source of this 5267-nucleotide messenger RNA. Its product is annotated as probable disease resistance protein At4g27220. The record is from RefSeq and is a predicted model, not a curated record. Gene Ontology annotation, molecular function: ATP hydrolysis activity; ADP binding. Bases 235 to 4854 code for a protein of 1539 amino acids. The transcript is spliced from 8 exons. NCBI's taxonomy places the organism in Eukaryota, Viridiplantae, Streptophyta, Magnoliopsida, Fabales, Fabaceae.